AAGAGGAAGAGGAACGCGUCAAUCGCGCGAUUGCGCGUGCAACCGCGUUCGUAUAUAAAGUGUCCUGAUACCGUGUCGAAACGAGGAUACUGUCUGUCGUCCACAUACGAUCGCCAUGAAGAGUGUAUCCCUUUUGCUCGUUCACUGUCUGAUCGCCAUCGGCUUUGCGAAGCCGCCGGUGUUUCUCGGCUAUCAGGACAGUCUGGGCCAGUACAGUUUCGGCUACAGCGCACCUGGAUCGGCCAGAUCGGAGGUCAGAACGUCCAACGGUGCGACCAGAGGCGCUUACAGCUACGUAGACGAAACCGGCGUCAUACAAACCGCGCAGUACGUCGCCGACGACUAUGGAUUUCGAGUGAUCGCGACGAACCUGCCGCAGGCGCCGCUUCCGGUCCAGGACACGCCGGAGGUAAUGGCCGCGCGGCACGAACAUCUCCAGGCUCUGGAACAGGCGAGGAGAAGGUCGGAUCAGGAGGAGGAGAUCCGGGAGAAUCAGGAAAAUGCGCAAGAAAGAAAGAUCGAGGGAAGUCAGAGCAAUGUCGUUCUUGAUCAAAACCAAUUGACGCUUAAAUCUGCGGAAACGCCGCUGAAAGAAGAUCGGAAUAAAUUGAAGAACGAGGGAAGAGUCGAGUCGAUGGAAGACAACGAGGAGACACUGCAAGCGAUCGCGUCGAGAAGUGGCGUUGCCAGUAAGGAAGGCGAAAAGCCGCAGAAUACUCUCGAGGAAUCCUCCGGAAAAGUGACGCAGCAAAUUAUCAGCGGCGCAAACGUCCAAGGGAAUUCAUUAAUUCCCUCGCUGCCGAUCUUUCGAAUCUCUUACGGAAGCCACGAGAUCGAACCUACCGUCAUACCGCAGUCAUCGAUCACUCAAGGUGCUUCUGGUCCGAUCACGCCAGCGUCGACGGGCUUGAAAAGCGAAAGAAUUCUCUUCUCGCAGAGACAAGCAACAACGCCGGAAAAGCAACCAGCGAGUGACGAGGAAACUCGAAACGUCAACGCUUUGAUCUCGCCGUCGACCUUAAUUCCUUUGAGACGCUCGCAACCGAGCGUUAUCGGAUACGUGUCACCGACGGCGUCGUUCCACUACGUCACCUACAACGUUCUGUAAAAAUGCACGCACAUCACAUGUAAAAUAAUAAAUAAGAGAUUUCGAAUCGUUCGCACAAUAAA
This is a messenger RNA of Pseudomyrmex gracilis, 1170 nucleotides long. RefSeq lists its product as uncharacterized. Gene Ontology annotation, cellular component: chitin-based extracellular matrix. Gene Ontology annotation, molecular function: structural constituent of chitin-based larval cuticle. The transcript has 4 exons. The record is from RefSeq and is a predicted model, not a curated record. Lineage: Eukaryota; Metazoa; Arthropoda; Insecta; Hymenoptera; Formicidae. The coding region runs from base 116 to 1108 and encodes 330 amino acids.